AUGGGGCUACUUGAUAUAUUACGAAAAUUUCGUUCAACACCACAAGAUGAACUUCGUAUUUUACUUUUAGGUCUUGAUAAUGCUGGAAAGACAACAUUACUAAAAGUUCUUGCUUCAGAAGAUAUUUCACAUAUUACACCUACACAAGGUUUUAAUAUCAAAAGUGUGCAAUCAAGUGGUUUUAAGCUCAAUGUUUGGGAUAUCGGUGGUCAACGUAAAAUUCGACAAUAUUGGCAUCAUUAUUUUGCAAAUACUGAUGUUUUAAUAUAUGUUAUUGAUAGUUCUGAUCGAAAACGUUUUGAUGAAACAAAUCAAGAAUUAUCUGAGUUAUUAGAAGAAGAAAAAUUAAAUGGUGUACCUUUAUUAGUUUUUGCUAAUAAACAAGAUUUAUUAAAUGCUGCUAAAGCAUCAGAUAUAACUGAUGGUUUGUCAUUACAUCAAAUACGUAAUCGACCUUGGCAAAUUCAAGGUUGUUCAGCAUAUACAAAAGAAGGUGUUAAAGAAGGUCUUGAAUGGGUAUCAAAAACAGUUGCUAGUAAUAGAAAUAAAAAAUAA
This is a messenger RNA of Adineta steineri, 555 nucleotides long. The record is from the annotation of a GenBank genome assembly. NCBI's taxonomy places the organism in Eukaryota, Metazoa, Rotifera, Eurotatoria, Adinetida, Adinetidae.